Bacidia gigantensis is the source of this 2241-nucleotide messenger RNA. RefSeq lists its product as uncharacterized. Gene Ontology annotation, biological process: proteolysis; peptide metabolic process. Gene Ontology annotation, cellular component: mitochondrial intermembrane space. Gene Ontology annotation, molecular function: metalloendopeptidase activity. Bases 1 to 2241 code for a protein of 746 amino acids. The record is from RefSeq and is a predicted model, not a curated record. The transcript is spliced from 2 exons. NCBI's taxonomy places the organism in Eukaryota, Fungi, Ascomycota, Lecanoromycetes, Lecanorales, Ramalinaceae.
AUGGCCCCACAGGUCUACAAAAAGCCUCCACAGGCCCCUCCGCUAUUCACUGGUACUGCUGAAUCCGUUCUCAAGGACAUGAAAGACAUUAUACAUAACAGUAGAAAGCAGCUCGAUCGAUGGGCCAAUGAAAUUAACGAGGAGGAUGCGACGUUUGAGAAUAUUAUGAGAGACGGCUCAUUGCAGGAUAACGAAGAUAGCCUGACAAUGGAAAUUCUGCUUUUCUAUCAGGCCGUAUCGGAAGAUCAAAGUCUAAGAGAUGCUUCGACUGAGGCUCAAAAGAUCCAUAAUGACUUCCAGGUCGAGGCCACCAUGCGUGAAGAUAUAUUUCGUUUGAUAAGAGCCGUAUACGAGAAGAAAGAACAACUUGAUCCUGAGGAUACGAAGCUGAUAGAAGAGUCAUACAAGGGCUACAUUAGACAAGGGAUGGGCCUCCCGGCUGGGGCAAAACGGGAUCGUUUCAAGGAAAUCCAACUAAAGCUUGGGAAUCUGACAACAGACUUUGACAGAAAUCUGGCGGAGGAGAAAGGGGGUGUAUGGUUUACACCCGAAGAGCUGAAAGGCGUUCCGCAAGACGUAGUCGGAUCCUGGGACAAGGGAACCGGCGAGAAUGAAGGAAAGCUUAAGAUGGACUUUGCAUACCCAAGUUAUUUCCCAACCGUCAAGUAUGCCCAAAACGCAGAGACGCGUCACCGAGCAUAUGUUGGUAACAGCAACAAGAUGCCGAACAAUGAGGGUAUCUUUCUGCAGGUCGUUUCACUUCGAGAUGAAGCUGCAAGAUUAUUAGGAUAUCCCAAUCACGCUACCCUGAAGAUCGAGAAUAAGAUGGCAAAGAAACCGAAGAUCGUCAAUGACUUUCUUGGAGACUUGAGGGGAAAGCUUACAGAAGGGGGCGCAUCGGAGAAGGAAGCUCUCAUGAAAAUGAAAAAGAGCGAUGUUGAAUCCAAGGGCAAGGCUUUUGAUGACCAUUACUUCCUCUGGGAUCAUCCAUACUACAACCGCAUCAUGCUCGAAAAAGACUACUCUGUGGACCACGAACAAUUGUCAGAGUACUUUCCCUUGAGCACCUGCUUGCCAAAAAUGCUUCAAAUUUUCGAAAAACUGCUUGGUCUGGCCUUCGUUGAAGUCGUUGGCAAGGAAAGGGACGAACUUUCCCCAGAUGGCAAUGGCGAUCAUAUUCUCUGGCAUAAAGAUUGUCACCUCUUCAGCGUGUGGGAUAGCGAAGAUCAAGGUAGUGGCUUUGUUGGAUAUUUAUAUCUUGAUCUCCACCCUCGACCCGACAAAUACAAGCAUGCCGCAAACUUCAACCUUCAGCCCGGCUUCAUUGGCCGAGACGGCCAGAGGCGUUAUCCCGCGACUGCCCUCGUCUGCAAUUUCACUCCAUCAACUAAAACCAAGCCCAGCUUACUUAAGCAUGAUGAGGUUGUCACACUGUUUCAUGAGCUCGGUCACGGUAUCCAUGACCUUGUCGGCCGUACUAAGUGGUCCCGCUUUCAUGGCACAAAUGUCGUGCGCGACUUUGUUGAAGCACCAUCGCAAAUGCUGGAAAAUUGGUGCUGGACGCCGGGGCAGCUCAAGUACCUCAGUCAUCAUUACAGCUACAUUUCCCCAGAAUACAAACAAGCAUGGAAAGAAAGUGCGGGAAAGGACGCAGAGCAACCUGAGGAAACAUUACCAGACGACCUGGUCGACAAAUUGGUAAAAAGUAAGCAUGUCAACGAUGCGCUUUUCAAUCUUCGACAAUUGCAUUUUGGGAUCUUUGACAUGACAAUCUAUCAGCCGGAAAGCCAUAUUCAGGUCGAGCAGUGGAAGUAUGCGGAGCUGUAUAAUAAGCUGGGAUGGGAAAUUCAGCAUAUAGAUUCGCCGGCCCAGCUAGGCGAGGGUUGGGAUUGGGGCCACGGUCACACUACUUUCGCCCACAUAAUCUCUGGCUAUGACGCUGGAUACUAUGGGUACUUGUACAGUCAAGUCUACAGCGCGGAUAUGUUCCAUAGUGUGUUUGCGAAGGAUCCAAUGAAUCCAGAGGAGGGCAGGAGAUAUAGGCGGACUGUGCUGGAGAAGGGCGGGAGUCGGGAUGCGGUGGACUUGUUAAGGGAUUUCUUGGGUAGGGAGCCGAGUACUGAAGCUUUUUACAAAGAAUUGGGAUGGAUGGAUGGAAUCAUAGAGCUGGAAUGCGAGAUUCACAUUUGUCGUGGCUACGUAGAUAGCUCGUUGGUGACGGAGAGGCUAGAUGAGACAUGA